CUCUGAUACUCCAAUGGUUUCAGCUGCUGUUGCGUCGUCGUCUUCCUCCUCUUCUUCUCUCGGAGCUGGAGUCGACGAUGCUUUCGAAGACGACUCUUGCAGUAUUUGCCUCGAUCCUUUCACCGCUCAAGACCCUGCCACUGGAAAGGAAAAAAGAAGGUGAAUGUAUCAAUUGGAAUCGAAUUUAGAAAGUACUAACUUUGCGGUACAAUUACGUAGUGAUUAUUUUUUUUUCUUUAUAAAGUUGAGGUAAAUUUAUGAUCUCUAAUUGCUUCUUACUGCACCAUUUUCUUUUUAAGAGAACUGUUGAUGUGAAAUAAUUUCCUUUUAAACCCAAAAGAAAAUCUGUUGAUGAGAAAUAAUCAUAAAACCAGGAUCCUGGGAUCUCUUCUUCUUGUUUUUUUUCUUUUUAAUUUCUUCCCAACAUAUAUUUUCUUGGUCUUUAUAUUCUAGUUUAUGAUCUCCAUGAGAGAUCGAUGAUACAACAACCAAUACUAGAAUUGACUCUAGGAUGCUUUUAUGGAUACUAUUGUUUCGUCUCUAUUGUUGUUCUAUAGCGACCCGUUGACUACAACUUGUCAAAUGUUAUAGCUCUUGUUCUUUUUCUCAACAUGAUUGUUUGUGAUGGAUUGUUGUCUUUAGGUUUUAAGUUUACUAUAGACCUCUGGACUUGUUUCUUGUCUCAGGUUACCUGCUGCAAUCAUGAAUAUCAUCUUCAGUGUAUUCUUGAAUGGUCGCAGAGAAGCAAAGAAUGCCCAAUUUGCUGGCAGCUUCUUGUCCUGAAAGACCAUGCCAGCCAAGAACUUCUAGCCGCUGUCGAGACUGAGAGGCUCUUAAGGUCAAGGAACUCGACUCCUGCAUCCAUGAUCGUUCCUCACUUGGAUGAUGAUUAUGACAUAGAACAGGAUUCCUAUUCAGAUGACUCUGAUUUCGAUGAGCAUAUCAUGCAGCAUCUUGCUGCCGCUGCCUCCAGCAGAGCUCAUCAUGUUCACGAAAGGGAGAGGCAGAGGUCUAACGGACUUGGUCCCUCCCAGGUUAUUGCCUUUACCUCUCCUGAACAUGUAGCCACUGUUCAGCAAACAUGCACUUCACCAGAAGAAGGUCAAACUUUAAUUCAUGGCUCAUCAGUGAUCAAUUCACCAACUCCUGACACACUAUCAGUUAACGUUCAAAAUUUGUCAUCUGUGACCCCUCCUGACGUGAACCAAGUUUCUACUACUGCUGUCAAUAGCCCCUUCAAACCCAGGAUUCUCUUUAGACAGCCACCAACUGAUACACCCCAGGAGCAAGGUUCAUCGGAGGUGCUAUCUCUCUCAGACUCUAUUAAAUCUAAAUGGUUUGCUGCUUCAGCCAGGUACAAGGACUCACUUUCAAAAAGUACUAGAGGCAUAAAGGAAAAGCUAGUUGCAAGGAAUAAUUCGGUCAAGGAGCUGAGCAAAGAAGUUCAGAGGGAAAUGAGUGCAGGAAUUGCUGGUGUUGCACGAAUGAUUGAGCGCUUGGAUCUUACCACAAAACGCACGGGACCCUCCAUGUCUGAUUCUGGUUUUACUGGGGCAACUUCAAAUUUCUCCUGGAAGGGGAAGGGUGUGGAACAGAACAUCAUUGCUCAGGCUUUGGCCAAAACAAGUGAGGAAAUUGAUCGUGAUACAAGUUUAGGUGCAUCCUCACAUGCCUCUGGUACUGUCCAAGCCCGAGUGGAAAUCUCCCAUGUACAGAGAGGUCAUUAAUGCCAUGGUGCUCGUGCCUGGCAGCUUGACUGUGUUUUACCUUAUCAUCUGAGAAGGCAUUUGAUGCAAGGGACGUGCUGUGAAGAAUCCUUAUCAUCUGAGAAGGCAUUUGAUGCAAGGGACGUGCUGUGAAGAAUCCAAGUGCCUGUUGGUUUGCGUCCUGCAUCGAAUAUUUAUGCACUGUAACAGUAACUAAGAAUGGAUUGCUGUCCCGGGAUACUAUUUCUUUUUGAAGAGGUUAAGAUGAGUAGUAUAUGGAUUCUUCUUAACAUUUGCUUUUCAACUGCAAAGAAACUUGAUGUUCUACCUUGUCAUGCCCACUUCUGCUUAAAAAUCAAAAUAACAAAGAAACCAGACAUUCACGUUCUA
Molecule: messenger RNA, 2096 nt
Organism: Populus trichocarpa (black cottonwood)
Lineage: Eukaryota; Viridiplantae; Streptophyta; Magnoliopsida; Malpighiales; Salicaceae
Product: E3 ubiquitin-protein ligase RHF1A
Exons: 8
Coding region: 612-1727 (371 amino acids)
Molecular function (GO): ubiquitin-protein transferase activity
Source: RefSeq, a predicted model, not a curated record